This is a messenger RNA of Fonsecaea multimorphosa CBS 102226, 1614 nucleotides long. RefSeq lists its product as uncharacterized. Lineage: Eukaryota; Fungi; Ascomycota; Eurotiomycetes; Chaetothyriales; Herpotrichiellaceae. Bases 1 to 1614 code for a protein of 537 amino acids. Gene Ontology annotation, molecular function: DNA-binding transcription factor activity, RNA polymerase II-specific; zinc ion binding; transcription cis-regulatory region binding. Gene Ontology annotation, cellular component: nucleus. The transcript has a single exon. Gene Ontology annotation, biological process: DNA-templated transcription; regulation of DNA-templated transcription. The record is from RefSeq and is a predicted model, not a curated record.
AUGAGAGCGAAAGCGUGCAUUCGCUGUCGGCAGUGGAAAGUGGGUUGUGAUGCAGACGUUGCCGGGCCCGAGGGCUGUACUCGUUGCCGCAGCGUCAACGCCACGUGUGUUUUCGGGGCCAACUUUCGACGGACUCCUAAGCGGCGCAUGCUGGCUGAGUUGCAGGACGAGGUGACUCGAUUGAGGGCAUUGACAUCCGUAUUGACGACCGAUGGACCUGUCGGCCAAAGUCCCACCACCUCGUUGGAAACCAAUGCGUCGUCUUGGGGCGCUGAAAACACAUCAACAGCCAUUGCUCCUAUACCGCCCAUCCAGCAGCCCAUUAUACCAGGUCCAAGUCAGUACUACAAGGGCAAUGGCCAAGUCCAGCUUACAGCCACACAAGCCAAUGAGCUGUUCCGCAUCUAUUUCUCCAGAUGUCACCCAUAUCUUCCGUUUCAGAUGUGUCGGUCCGUUGAGACCACCUACGAUCGUUGUCCACUCCUUUUCUGGGUUGUUUGUGCCGUUGCUUCCACGGAUAUUGAUGCACGUCCCCAAUUUGAAGAGAUUGUUCGUGGUCAAGUUGCCUGCGUGCUGGAUCCGAAGAACGGCUCGGUCGAGGUUAUUCAGGCGCUUCUGAUUCUUUCCAUGUGGCCCUUUCCCUUCAAAUCGCAGAGAUCCGAUCCAUCUUUCGUGUACGGCGCGCUUGCUUGCCAGAUUGCGUUGCAAAUCGGCUUACCACGACCGGCUGUCACUUGUCCCGGUUCCGCCAACUCCAGUGCCACAAAUGAAGACCAAGGGGUUCGAACCACGACGUGGAUUGCAUGCUUCAUUGUCAACCAGAUUUUGGCUAGCAGACUGGGCGUUCCAGCAACCAUCUUCGCCGAUUAUGCACUUCUCUCUUCCCUCGAUGAUGCUUCGGUUCCUCCGCAACUGUCUCAUCUUUGUUCAAUCUCUCAUCUUACGGUGGAAUCAGCUCAUGCCAUCGGCGCACGCGCCGUCAAUGUUUCAGGCCUCGCAGACCCGGUCCCGCGCAUAAGUCUCAUCAACAUCUUUGCCCAACAAUUCGACGAACUCCGGAAAUCCCGAUUCCCUGCCCCGAGCGACAUUGAGGAGAUCUUCUUCCUGAGCUCCAUGCUCCAGCUCUGGUCGUUUGCGCUGCAUAACGACGUCCCCAUCUCGCCGGACACAUUCUACAUCGUCCAGCGAGCAAGACAGGAUGCUAUUCGUCUCAUCCAAGUGGCAUGUGAGAAGAACCUCAGUCUCGUCCCGUUCUACAUCCACCGUUCCGUCUGCUUCGCGGCUCUGCUCCUGUACCACAUCAAGCUCAGUCCCUAUGGCGUCAAUGACGAACUCCUGGACGACCACAUUUCAAGAGCUCAGCAGGCGCUGCAGUCAAGGACGGGCCCUGACUUGGGACAAUUCUUGAGAACGUUAACAUCGCCAGAGAAUAGAGGCGAGUUCAUUGCACGAAGGGACAAGAACUCUUCGUACAGGUGGAAAAUGGGCGCCGCCCUGACAUUUGACUCGGCCCACGCGUAUGUCAACAUGACGCAGUCCGAUGCUUUGUUUUUUCCCGAAUUGCUUGACCUUGAUGGGUUUCUGUUUGAGACCCCAGCAACUGAGUUGGGAUGA